UGUCCUGUCAUUUGCCUGGUGAGAAUACAGUGUAUUCAAAUGUUGAUUCUAACGUGGAGGAAGCGGUUGAGUCUAGCAGUUCCCAAACCUCAAUGUUGUUAGCAUGGAUGGAUCUCAAUCUUCAGUCAAUGGAUGCACGGAAAUAUACUUUUGCGGAGAUGCCACAAUAUUAUGUAUGGAAUAAAAAAUACAAGAAGUGGUAGCAGCGCAAAAAAGGUACCUGCAUUGCUAGAUUAUAUUACUGCUACCCAUCCGCAAAGGAGCGAUACUAUUUGCGAAUGCUAUUGCAUGUUGUUAGGGGUUGUUGUUCUUAUGAUGAUAUUAGAACAGUGAAUGGGGUGGUAUAUGAAACAUUCCAAAAAGCAUGUUUUGCUCGGGGACUGUUAUCUGGAGAUUCUGAAUGGAAUGAUUGUGUCCAAGAAGCUUCGCACUGGGCUUCUGGUUAUAAACUUAGAAAACUUUUUGUCACAAUUCUUAUUCAUUGUCAGGUGGCUGAUGUGACUUCUUUUUGGUUAAAGAAUUGGGAAUUACUAAGUGAAGGCAUUUUGCAUUCACGACGUAGAGAGCUGAAUUUACCCCAGUUGAAUUUGUCGGAGGAUGAAAUUAAGGAGUUGUGCCUUAUUCAUAUUGACAAAUUGAUGGAGAGAUUUUCGAAGUCAUUAGCAGAUUUCCCUGGGUUGCCUGUUCCCGAUCAGUGUUUGCGUUCACAUACGGUAAACAGGCUGAUAGAUAUGGAGAUGAAUUAUGGACCCGAUGACUUAGACUGUUCUGAGGAUCGACAUAGUAGACCGUUGAAUGGAGAACAACAAAUCGCUUACGAUAUGGUAUUACAUUCUGUUUAUACCAAUGAGGGUAAAUGCUUUUUUGUGGAUGGAUUUGGGGGUACUGGUAAGACAUUUCUGUGGCGAGCAAUUUGUGAGCAAUUAAGAUUUGAGAAGAGGAUAGUAUUAUGUGUUGCUUCAUCUGGUAUUGCUGCACUGCUCAUGGUCGGUGGAAGAACUGCACACUCAAGAUUUCACAUUCCCCUGGAUUGUGAUACAAAAUCAACUUGCAAUAUUGAGCAAGGUUCUGAGGUAGCUGAAUUGAUUCUCAAUGCUUCACUUAUUAUCUGGGAUGAGGCACCGAUGGCUCAUAAACACAACAUAGAGGCCCUAGAUAGGACAUUGAGGGAUAUUUUCCGAGUUAAGCAUGUUGAUUCUGAGUUGAAGCCUUUUAGAGGUAUGACUAUUGUGUUUGGAGGUGAUUUCCGACAGACGUUACCUAUCAUCACGAAGGGUACACGGACUGAAAUUGUUAAUUCUUCCAUAAAGAGAUCUUAUUUGUGGCGGUCUAUGACAGUAUUGAAGCUAACCGAGAACAUGCGAUUAAAAUUGCCUCAUUCUGAAGCAUCGGCCAGGUUAGCAAUCUCAAAUUUUAGCAAAUGGCUUUUGGAAAUUGGUGAUGGUACAAAUAGUAAUAUUUUUGGAGAAUCAAUUAUCCCGAUACCUCUACACAUUUGUGUUCCCCGUCGCAGUGAUCCAAUUCCUGAUAUUGUUGCUGAAAUAUAUGGUCAGUUACUCUCCACUGAAAAUAUGUCAACCUAUUUGGUUGAGCGAGCUAUCUUAGCCCCUCAUAAUGACACUGUUGCGGCCAUUAACAAUUAUGUAUUGGGUCUAUUUCCUGGUGAAGAAGUUUCUUAUUUUAGUUCGGAUUCGCUAGAGAUUGAUGCCAAGAAUCAGCAUGUUGAAGAAGGGGACUACACAGUUGAAUUCUUGAACUCUUUAAAGAUUGGGAAUUUUCCGGAACAUGAGUUGAAAUUGAAGUUGGGGUGUCCUGUUAUUUUGCUUCGAAAUUUGGAUCAGAGUACUGGGCUUUGCAAUGGAACUCGGAUGAUCGUUAAGAGAUUAGGUAAGUGGUUUAUUGAGGUCCAAAUUUUGACCGAGACACAUGUUGGUGAUACAGUUUUCUUACCACGCCUAAGUCUAUCGGUCCACUACAAGAGCUUAAAUUUCACUCUGGUUCGAAGGCAAUAUCCAAUUGCACUAUCAUAUGCAAUGACAAUUAACAAGAGUCAAGGUCAAACAUUAAAUCACGUUGGCAUCUGCUUGCAAAGACAAGUAUUUUCUCAUGGACAGUUGUAUGUUGCUAUGUCUCGAGUUACGUCGGAAAGGGGACUCAAGAUUCUUAGCUGUGACUCUCAAGGUAAACCGGCGAAUACUAUGCAGAACAUUGUGUUCACUGAGAUUUUUGAGUAGUGGUUUAUUGAUGUAUUAUGUUUUAUUCGAUUUGAGGACUAAGACUGUCAAAUUUAUCGGGUCGUUACAAUUUGAAUCUUGAGUUCUCAAUUUGUCCAAAUUAUUUUCCUGUUUUUAACAGCCAAUUAUAUGAAAUGUGAUUUAUGCACACUACUUUAUAUUUAAUUGUACCUCAAUUUACUCUACCGAAGGGUAUGCGAGUGUGACCGUUAUAUUGCAAUACGAAGAAUAACUUCCAUAGUCGCAACUGAACUAAACUAAAUUAACACCACAACUCAGCCCACAAAACAACCCAAGCAUGGUUCAGUUAAAUAAAAUAUAGUUAGAGAGGGAAUGCCCAGCCGGAUUUGUUGAAACUAAAUGGCCAACCUAUUCCCAUAAAAAAAAAAAGGCCAACCUACACUACCUUGGGCGGAUCCUUCUCCACUCCCCCACUCCCCCACCUCCUCUACUGCCCAGUAUCCGAUUUUUUUGGAUCUUCUAUGAGGUGAAGGCUGCCGCAUUCCAAGCCAUUAUUUCUUUAUUAAAUACAUUCAUUAUGAUUUUCAUUUCAUGUUAAUUAGUGGUGGUGUGGGCCGGGCCGGCCGGGUUGGCGCAUCAAAUAAUAAUUAGCAACUUUGAGAGGCAAUUUUGGACAAGAAUUGUUGACACAGUCGCAAUUAGCAAUGUUGUUAAAACGGAACCGGACAUCGAUCCAGAUUAGUAAAGGGUUCAAGGUUUAUCAAAUAACCGGUGGUUAAUCGAUAUUAAAAACCGAUCAUAAACCGGUGUUGACUUACUUGGUAGACUUAACAAUUAUUUUUUUUUACAAUUAUUGUUUCACUUAUUAGAGAUAAAAGAAUAAAGUGAGAAUUAUUAAAACUGAAAAAGCAUAAUUUGGGCGGCUGCUAGGUCUUUUUUGGGAAAAGUGAACUGAUUUUUCUUCUCUUUAUAUUUUAUUAUGUACUUACCUUCUUUUGUUUUUGAAUUUUUAAUUGCAACAAAAUAAAAGGAAGGCGCAUGUUUGAUUUUAAGAAGGUGGGUUGUUCCCCUAAAAAAAAAAAAAAAAAGAAGGUGGGUCGUGAGUUCCAUGACACACCCGCCUCUUGAACUCUAAAUGGCCAACCUUCUCCACUCCCCCACGAGGCCACAAAUCCUUCUCCACUCCCCCACUAUCCCACUUUCCACACACACACGUACUCCACUGCAUGCGGCCAAAUAAAUCACAUGUGUAGAA
Linum trigynum is the source of this 3450-nucleotide messenger RNA. The record is from the annotation of a GenBank genome assembly. Lineage: Eukaryota; Viridiplantae; Streptophyta; Magnoliopsida; Malpighiales; Linaceae.